AUGUCAGAAGAACGGUCUAUUACCGAUCUCUUUCUCGACCAGACAUUCAAACUCUACAAGUGCAACCAAUCCUUAGUCACGAUAAGUGCUUCUACAAAUGUCCUCGCUGCGGAUCAAGUUGCUUAUCUCAAAGAAAACAUCGCCAAAUACCUCUACAGUGUAUAUCGAAGACGAAGAGACGAGUCUCGUGAAGGAGAGAUUAUACCACGGUACUCCAGAGCCGAUGAUAUAGAGCCAGAAUUGAAAAUCACCUUUGGUUCCAGAAACACCAGCUUUGAAAAUCGCAUCUAUAACAUUCAGUAUUUAAUAAUAAGAACUUCGGACAGAAGCCUACAAUUGCCACGACAGAUAUUUAUAUUUAUCAAUAGGGACGGGGUCGACUCGGAUGGCAAAUCAUUCAAUACUAUAGUACUCAAUCGGCAGUUUAACAGCAGCAGUUCUUCUGUCCAAGUCAAUAACUUCAUCAUAUCGCUAUUGGAAAAUAUGCCUGAUAUUGAAACAGGCCUAGUGAUGAAGGAGUACCGGUUGAACGAAAAGUAUAUAGAGACGGCGAUUAAUGAACUCUCCAACAGCAUUAAAGAUCUCAAGGAUACGAGGGUAGGUGAAGAAGUGAGGCUUAUGGAUGGUUUACUAGGUGAUUUGGAAAUUACGUACAGUUCAGAAUCAAAGUCUAGCACUUUUUCCAAUGGACCAGUUAUAAAUGGCAAUUUGCGAAAUAUUGUCAUAAAUAUUCCGCAGAAGGACAUCACCGAGUUUAUCAACAAGUUUGAGAAAGAAAGUGAACACGGUGAGAAACAGACAAAGUUGCAGCUCAUCUCGGAGAUCAAUGGGUUCCUUUAUGAUAAUAGUUCGAUAAAUUUCGAGAACUUGGCUAUUGUCAAGUUUGUGUCGAGCGUGGUGAAUAUCUCUGCAGAGGGCAAGAUUAAAAUCUCGGGAGCCAAAAUUGCUGUCGGUGAUGAGUCGGUGAAGGACAGGAUAGUGUGGUUCCUUCUAGAGUCUUUGUAUAAUGAGAAGGCAUUGGCCAGACAGUAG
Scheffersomyces stipitis CBS 6054 is the source of this 1032-nucleotide messenger RNA. RefSeq lists its product as uncharacterized. The transcript has a single exon. The record is from RefSeq and is a predicted model, not a curated record. Lineage: Eukaryota; Fungi; Ascomycota; Pichiomycetes; Serinales; Debaryomycetaceae. The coding region runs from base 1 to 1032 and encodes 343 amino acids.